GGAAGCGCUCGGCGGGGCCGGGCCGGGCUGCGGCGGGCGCGGGAUGGAGGUGACCAGGAGCAAUUUUAAGGAUAACCUAAACAAAGUGUAUGAAGCCAUUGAAGAGUCAGACUUCCUGGCCAUCGAUGGGGAGUUUUCAGGGAUCAGUGAUGGGCCUUCUGUUAGUGCAUUAACAAAUGGCUUUGACACUCCAGAAGAAAGGUAUCAAAAACUUAAAAAGCAUUCCAUGGAUUUUUUGCUCUUUCAGUUUGGCCUUUGCACUUUUAAAUAUGGUGACACAGAAGAAAAGUAUAUAAUGAAGUCAUUUAAUUUCUAUAUUUUUCCAAAACCCUUUAACAGAAAUUCACCAGAUGUCAAGUUUGUCUGUCAGAGUUCAAGUAUAGAUUUUUUAGCAAACCAAGGAUUUGAUUUUAAUAAAGUUUUUCGCAACGGAAUUCCAUAUUUAAACCAGGAAGAAGAAAGACAGCUAAGGGAACAGUAUGAUGAAAAGCGUUCUCAAGCCAAUGGUGCAGGAUCUCUGUCAUACAUUUCUCCUAAUUCCACGAAGUGUCCUGUAACAAUUCCUGAAGAUCAGAAAAAAUUUAUUGAGAAAGUAGUGGAACAGAUAGAAGACUUAUUAAAGAAUGAAGAAAGUGAAAGUUUGGAACUGGAGCCAUGUACAGGAUUUCAAAGGAAAUUAAUUUAUCAGACCUUGAGCUGGAAGUAUCCAAAAGGUAUUCAUGUUGAAACUCUGGAGUCAGAUAAGAAGGAGAGAUAUAUUGUUAUUAGUAAGGUAGAUGAAGAGGAACGAAAAAGAAGAGAACAGCAGAAACAAGCAAAAGAACAGGAAGAAUUGAAUGAUGCAGUAGGAUUUUCCAGAGUUGUUCAUGCCAUUGCUAAUUCUGGCAAGCUGGUUAUUGGGCACAAUAUGCUGCUGGAUGUCAUGCACACCAUACAUCAGUUCUAUUGUCCCCUGCCUGAUGACCUAAGUGAGUUCAAGGAAGUAACAUCAUGUGUCUUUCCCCGGUUAUUGGACACUAAACUGAUGGCAAGUACACAACCUUUCAAGGAGAUCAUUAAUAAUACAUCACUUGCAGAACUGGAAAAGCGUUUAAAAGAGGUUCCAUUCAGCCCUCCUAAAGUUGAAAGUGCAGAAGGAUUUCCAAGUUAUGAUACAGCAUCUGAACAACUCCACGAAGCAGGAUAUGAUGCCUACAUUACUGGACUGUGCUUCAUUUCUAUGGCUAAUUUCCUAGGUUCCUUCCUCACUCCUCCGAAAAACCAUGUGUCUGCCAGAUCAAAACUCAUUGAACCUUUUUUUAACAAGUUGUUUCUUAUGAGAGUAAUGGACAUACCAUAUCUCAAUUUGGAAGGACCAGACUUGCAGCCGAAACGAGAUCAUGUUCUUCAUGUUACUUUUCCCAAAGAGUGGAAGACUAGUGACCUUUACCAGCUUUUCAGUGCCUUUGGUAACAUUCAGGUGUCGUGGAUUGAUGAUACAUCAGCAUUUGUGUCACUGAGCCAGCCAGAGCAAGUACCAAUAGCUGUAAACACCAGCAGGUAUGCUGAAAGUUAUAGGAUCCAGACAUAUGCAGAAUAUGUUGAGAACAAACAUGAAGACAAACAGACAAAGAGAAAAUGUACAGAAGACAGUUGGAAGGAGAUGGAGAGGAAACGGUUAAAAACUCAGUGCACACCCUACAUCUCCCAGGGUCGGUACUACUGUGUUAACAGUUUUACAGGUACCAGCACAGUGGGCAAGAGAAGCAUGAGUCCUAUUGAGGAAGAAACUGGUUCUGAUGAUAUGGAAGAGGGAGAGGGCCAAGGUCCAGAAUGUGAUCAGACAGACUCCUGUGCAGAGGCCCUUCCAGAUGGUAAGAAGAGAGCCAAAAAAUUGAAAAAGAUCAAGACAGAUCAAGUUCCAGCAGGAAGCCUCACCACUAGUUCCACUGGAAUUUUUGAAGUCCCUGAAACAUGGUAGGAAACAACUGCCUUAACAAGUGGAAUUGACUGAAAGCAGUUGAGAGAAUACACCUCUUGGAAGCCAUACUUUAUUUAAAUAAAGUGGUGUUAACAAAGCAGUCUGUGUCCUGAAAAUCAGUUUAAUUAUUUUAAACUGUUUAUUGAACAAUCACUGUCAGUUUUGCUUGUGUGUAUAUUAACCAGUGUAUGACUCGUUGUUGAUCAUGUGAAAUCCUUGCUGUCGUAACCAAUGUUAGAUUUAAGAAGCAAGACUAAAUGUAUUUUGGUCACCUCCUUUGGCAUGCUGGCUCUGAACUGUCCAAACCCAACUGGCACUCCAUGAUUCCAUGCUAGGCUGUCUCCUGUGCUUGGGGGGAGUUACCACGAAUCUCCUCCUAUUUUGCUGUUUUUCCAGGCAGUAUCAGUUUGCUGUCAGCAUUCUGGAAACAGGUAGAACUGCAGUUUCACAUAUUGCUUUCUACCACUUACUUUAUCUGGAAAUAUCUUUUGAAUUUCUGCUCUCUACCCCCACCCCCUGUGCAGAUGGUAUUCAUCUAAAUGCCAGCUUUACACAUACCUUACCUUUUCAAAAAACUGUAACUUAAAAGUUUCUCAAACAUUAAUUUCCUGGUGGGAGGUAAUUUUUCUUUGUUUUCACAUCUGUUGCUGUUUUCGCCUUUAAAUUCUGGUUUGUUUCUUCCCUCCUUCUUCUUCCCCAGCUUGUGGGGCUUUUGUAAAAAUGUUUUUUUGUGAUAAACCUGCUAACUGCACCAGCCCUUUAUUUGUUUAAAAAAGGACCUGCAUUGAUAGAUUUCAGAAAAUGUUUGAUAUUUAACUUUUUUGUAUCAUGGAAAUAAAAACAAAGUAUGUAUUUCCAUAAAAUGAAAAUUAAAGACAUUUUCUUAGGAACUCGUUUGUUUUUAUUUAUUAGCUUCUGAAAUGUUUUUAGUGAAAUCUUUUUUUUUUUCUCCUUCAGAAUAUAACAAUUUUUUGACAGCCUGUGAUUAGCAGACCCUCUUGAUCCAUGGACUACUUUCAAGAUAUUUGUGAAAUGUAACCAAGAAAAGCAAGCUUAAUGUCACGAGUCUUAAAUUGCUGUGUGUUUCCCUUGAAGACAUGAAAACAAAAGAAGAGAGUUCUACAAAUUAUCAAACAAUCAAAACCAUUGCUGUGGAGAGUGGAAUAUCAAGAAGGCUUCAUGAGAUUAUAUUUACAUUAGAGUGGGAGCCACUGUCAUUUAAACAAUGCAGUAACCUGUUUAAAGCUAUGCCAAAAUUCAUGGGGUUUUAAAUUACUGUGAACUUGCACUGCAAAGGGAAAAAUAAUUUAAAGAUGUUAAAUGUGAGAUGUUAUAUUUCUAACCUUGGAAUACUCCCAGAAGUAGUAUAAUUAAUUUGGUUUUUUAAUAGCAGCCGUAUCAUCACAUUCUCACACUAAAAUGUGGGAAAGAAGACUCUAUUAGUGAUGCAAGGGAAAAUUAGUAACUGAACUCUUGUGCUCUCAAGGAUCCAGAGACUUUUCUUCCCCAAGACUCAUGACCUUAGGACUAAAUACUUAAAUCACUUUCAUCUUGAGUAUCCAAACCAAUUGCAAAUUUAGCUCUCAUAAUAUAUGCAACACUUAAUAGAAGUUGUAUAAAGUCCUCAUGGGGAUGAUUCAGGUCAUUUAUAUGGUGUUCUGUGCAAAUGUUGAAGAGUGUUAUUAACUAUAUAUCCAAAAGAACUGGCAUCAUGUGAUUUGGAAUGGAGCUUAGAGCCAUGAUGACAAAAGGAUACAAAAGCAUUUAAAGAGAUUGUCAAAGUACAGGUUAAGAGGUGAGGGAGUCUCUGCUCAAGAGAUAGAGGCCCACGUUGUCACAGAGAAUCCACGUGGAGUCUUCACCCCAAGACCAUUAGGAUCAUCUUUGUUCUUGAAAAGCAACACUUAGAUACCUGCAGGGAAAAUACAAGUCUUAAUUGUAUUACAAUACAAUCCCUUAAAAAUUUGUUUCUUCAAACCAGACAGUGUACAUACUUCUGUAAACUAUGAAAGUUAAUAGAUAUACCCACUACUUCUACUCUCCUCCCCUCCUCAGUUGUCAUUUUGCGGAGCUGGAUGUUACUUAUCUCUAUCUGUAAUUAAAUCCUCUGAAGAAAAUAGCGCUUUUCCCUUUC
Molecule: messenger RNA, 4094 nt
Organism: Chiroxiphia lanceolata (lance-tailed manakin)
Lineage: Eukaryota; Metazoa; Chordata; Aves; Passeriformes; Pipridae
Gene: PARN
Product: poly(A)-specific ribonuclease
Exons: 24
Coding region: 44-1960 (638 amino acids)
Biological process (GO): nuclear-transcribed mRNA poly(A) tail shortening
Cellular component (GO): nucleus; cytoplasm
Molecular function (GO): metal ion binding; RNA binding; poly(A)-specific ribonuclease activity
Source: RefSeq, a predicted model, not a curated record